Messenger RNA from Aplysia californica (California sea hare), 5341 nucleotides. Its product is annotated as lanosterol synthase. Gene Ontology annotation, cellular component: lipid droplet. Gene Ontology annotation, biological process: triterpenoid biosynthetic process; cholesterol biosynthetic process. The transcript is spliced from 18 exons. The coding region runs from base 166 to 2388 and encodes 740 amino acids. Gene Ontology annotation, molecular function: lanosterol synthase activity. Lineage: Eukaryota; Metazoa; Mollusca; Gastropoda; Aplysiida; Aplysiidae. The record is from RefSeq and is a predicted model, not a curated record.
UCGAUGCACUGCAAGAAAACGGUGUCGCUGCUCCGUCUUCUACUGCAGACUGUAGGUUGUCUUUAUAGAGUAUGAACUAGUUUUGUUUUUCACGUUUGAUUCAAUUGAUUUGGAUGCCAUUCACAGGACUAGCCUAGCUAAGUGCAAACUGUCAUUGAGUCCAGCAUGCCGUACCAGUACAAGAAUGACAUGCGCAGAAAUAGAGGCGGUCCCUAUAAGACCAAACCCGCCACUGAUCUCACGAGGUGGAGACUAACCAAUACAGAAGGGCGGCAGGUCUGGCAGUAUUUUACGAAAGAGGAGGACUUGCCCAGAGAGCAAACCUGUCUUGAGAAGCAUUCUCUUGGACUUGAUACGAGUGCUGAGGCCCCACCCCUUCCCAAGGCAGAGAAAGCACAGGAUGCCGCCAAAAAUGGGAUGACAUUCUACUCGAAGAUGCAGGCUGAGGAUGGUCACUGGGCAGGUGACUAUGGUGGUCCUCUUUUCCUCAUGCCCGGACUCAUCAUUGUGUGCUACAUAACAAAAACUCCAUUUACUGAAGCGCAACGUGUUGAGAUGAUCCGCUACCUGAAGUCUGUGACGUGCCCGGAUGGCGGCUGGGGCCUCCACAUCGAGGGUCCUCCCACCGUGUUUGGCUGUGCCCUCAACUACGCGGCCUUGAGAAUGCUGGGACUUCCCGCAGAUGACCCAGACCUGGUGCGAGCCAGAGAUCUGUUACACAAACUAGGCGGAGCAAGUGCAAUCCCCUCCUGGGGCAAGUUCUGGCUGGCCGUGCUCAACUGCUACAGCUGGGAGGGUCUCAAUUCUCUUUUCCCGGAGAUGUGGAUCUUGCCGACAUGGCUCCCCUUCCACCCGUCCAAGCUGUGGUGUCACUGUCGUCAAGUCUACCUGCCCAUGGCUUACUGUUUCGGACGCAGGAUUUCUGCCCCGGAGGAUGACCUCAUCAGGAGCCUGAGAAAAGAGCUGUUUGUUGAAGAUUUUGACAAGAUCAACUGGCCAGCCCAGAGGAAUAAUGUCUCCUCAGCAGAUCUGUAUAGUCCGCACGCCAUCAUUCUAGACAUAGCUUACACCAUUUUGAACAUAUAUGAAAAAGUGCAUCUUGGCUUUCUGAGGAAAUGGGCUCUUGCAGACAUGUACGACCACAUCUCAGCUGAUGACAGAUUCACAAAGUGCAUUAGUAUUGGUCCGAUUUCCAAAGUGAUCAACAUGGUGAUUCGAUACCACGAGGAAGGACCUACAAGUAAAGCUUUUAUGCUUCACCAAGACAGGGUGCAGGACUACCUAUGGAUUGGUCUGGAUGGUAUGAAGAUGACAGGCACAAAUGGAAGUCAGUCGUGGGACACGUCGUUUGCUGCCACAGCGUUCUUAGAGGCCGGGGCCUACAAGUAUGAGGAGCUGAAAAAGUGCUUGACUGCCUGCCAUGACUUCCUGCGUAUCACACAAGUGCCUGAGAACCCUCCGGAUUACAAGAAAUAUUACAGACAACGGAAUGAGGGAGCCUUCCCCUUCAGCACUCGGGACUGUGGCUGGAUCGUGUCUGACUGUACGGCCGAGGGGCUCAAAGCUGUCAUCAAGCUUGAGGAGAAAUGUCAAAUCACAGAAGCUGUUCCCAAACAGAGAAUCUACAGGGGAAUUGAUGUGCUGUUGGAGAUGAGGUGUGAUGACAACGGUUGGGCGACGUAUGAGGACAAGAGAGGUGGUGUUCUCCUGGAGGUGCUCAAUGCCUCUGAGGUUUUUGGUGACAUCAUGAUUGACUACACGUAUGUGGAGUGUACCUCAGCCUGCAUGCAGUGUAUGACCACCUUCACCAAGGCCCACCCUGAGUACAGGAAGGACGAGAUCCAGGCGGCACUGACCGGUGGGCUGGACUACGUGCGGGGGAAACAAAGGCCCGACGGGUCGUGGGAGGGCUCGUGGGCCGUGUGCUUCACGUACGGCGCCUGGUUCGCUCUGGAGGCGUAUGCCUGUAUGGGACACGUGUACGGAGGAGGAGAAGGGCAGGACAGCGGCAAAGUGCCGGAGGAGGUGGAGAAGGGCUGCCAGUAUUUGCUGAGUAUACAGAUGGAGGAUGGAGGCUGGGGCGAGAAUUUUGAGUCGUGUGAGAAGAGACAGUACGUGCCGAGUGAGACGUCGCAGAUCAUCAACACUUGCUGGGCCCUCCUGGCUCUCAUGGCUGUCAAAUACCCCGAUGUGGAGGUUCUGGAGAAGGGCAUUAAGCUGAUCAUGUCUAGACAGUUGGAAAAUGGAGACUGGCCUCAGGAAAACAUCAGCGGUGUGUUCAACAAGUCGUGCGCCAUCAGCUACACCAGCUACAGAAAUGUGUUCCCAAUCUGGACCCUGGGACGCUUCGCCAACUACUACCCACAGAGCAGUCUAGUCAAAAGUUGAAGCCGAUUUACACUCUCGGCUUUGAUUUUUUUUUUUUUGUCUUGUCUUGUCUACGAAAAAACAGACUGGAUGAAUAUAUGUACCUGUAUGAAAUAUAUGUUAUAGGUCUGGUCUGUCUCUGCUUGUGGUUUGUGUCAAGUUUGUGUAGGCCUCACCGCCUUUGCCAUGAGAUUUUAAAGUGUGAACAUGAUCUCUAACUCUUAUGUUGUACUUUUGGGGGGAGGGUGGGGGGAGAAGGAGGAAGGAAGGAAGAGAGAGAGGAGAGGGUAUGUGUUUGUGUGUGUGUCAUAUGUCCCACGAGUAUGGGAGGUCUACAGGUCCUUCUCAGGAAAUUUGUUUGCUUUGUUAUUUUUAGUCCCACUGUUGACUGCAGAACAAUAAUUGUGAAGAUGCUGCUACCUGUGGCAAGCUGUGUUUGUGAUCCUUACAGGUUGCUUGCUAUUAUUUGAUAAUAAUAAUAAUAAUACUAAGUGGCAUUUGUACGGGACAUUUCCAUUUCCCCACUCACCGGCGAGCUCUUUGCGCUUUACACUAUAUUAUUUCCUCUACUUUUCUUUCUUUACCAUGCAAACAAGGUCUAUAAAUUGUCUUCCUCCUUGGAUGUGAAAGGUUAUCAUUAGUUCAUGAUGAAUGAACUAUUAAUUUAUUAGUAUUGACACUUGAAUGACAAUUCAGAGUAGUAUAAGUAUUCUAAGAUGGGAGUGAAUUAAUAUUCCUACUAAUGAGAAGUGUUCCUGGAUGUGUGUUCUGAAAACUUUUCUUUCACCACUCUGUCCUUGAAAGAAUAAGAAAGUCUGGGGGAGUUUUUCUGAUGAUUGGACCAAGGUGCUGAGCUAUUUGAAAAAAUGGCCAGUUCCUGCGUGAAGUGUUCAAUAUUGUCAUUCUUUUUGUGUCCAUUUGACUUAUUGCUUUUCAGUAUCAUAAUUUGUCUUUAUAUUAUUGUUUCCUGCUUUUUGUUGCCUUCCUACUUAUGUUUCAGAACUGAGAAGAUCUCUCACACAAUCCAUAAUGGUCCUUCAUUGCGUGCAAGGAAAGAGUAAAACACACAAACAGAAACUACAGAUGGAAAGACUCAAAGUCGGACCUACCGGUACCAGUGGCGCCCUCCAAACACCCUCAUUCUACUUAUGUUGUUUUAUUCUUAUUUUGUGAUGACUUUUACAUUUUGGUGUAGUUGUGAUACUUCGUGGUACGGAGGGCCCCUGGUUCGAAUCUUCUUUUGGGGUUUGCACUUUGAAGUCUGAGAGAUAAGUUCAUAAAUGCUCAUUUUGUUUGAAAAUGUUAACAAAUUAAUUUGUUUGUCCGUCGUACUUAUUAUGGACCAAUUUCGUUCAACAGAUGCUUUAAAAUAUUUCUUUCUUUCUAUAAUAUAUAUAUAUUAUUGUAAAAUAAGUCUUUGUAAGAACAGUAUUUGAUUUUCUACUUAGGGAUUUUCUUCAAAUCAUAGUUAGUCAGAAGUCAGUCAGAGGUAAAUUGGAUGUAUCAGCAAUAGGUUCUCGGCAAACACAGAAGUCAAGCCCUUAGAAUGACAGGGCGCAUGAGGCAUAGUUAUGAGUAAAUGGGAUUGAAAGAUUCACUCUUACAAACAGCUAAAAUGUUUUACACCUUGUUUGUCAAGUGUCAAACUGAUCAAAAAUACAGAUCUGAUUGUCUCCAGCCUUUGACACAGUGGGCAGGACAUCUGUGUCAGUGAUGUGUAGUGUGCUACUCCGUUCCGGUAUAAAAUAAAGUAGAGUUAGAACCCUGUCAGUCUAAGGGCGUGAAGUGUUUUCACAUUACAUUUAUGUAAGUUUUAUACUUUAUGCCUUGUAGUACCAGUAUAUAAGAACUCCUUGUCAGGUCUUUGUUCUGGAGAAAAGCAACCUUUUUAUUCUCAAGUUACGCUUCCUGUCCAGCUUUGCGUUUACUUUCCCAAUUCCGGGAUAUUCUUAUGUUAUAAAUGUUUUAUAUUCUUAAAGGACAAGAAGACUUAACGUGCAGACAGGGUAGAGUCUCUUUCCCCUCACCGGCAUCUUGCUCACUCCUUGCUCGCACCAAUUUGGUGAGAGGUGAAUUUAGUAUUUAGUCUACAGGAAAUAGGCCUAUGUUGCUGGCGUUAGAGUAGAGCCACCAACCUCGCCUAGCCCUCUCCCCAUAAACCAAAAAAUGUUUGGGUGAGAUAUUUUACGGCAGCACUUAAUUUCUCGCACCUCGCUUGUUGUACCAAAAUUGAUGUGUGGUGUGUUGGUCUUAAACUUUUAAACAGCGAAUUGGAAGUAAAUUUCUUACUUUAGGGUAAUGAUCAAAAGUUCCUCUGGUGACAUCAGUGGUUUUCGAAAGUUGGUUCUCCUCUCUUCCAAAUAUGGUCUGACUUGAGGAAGGGGAAGUUGAAAUAUUACAGAGGUCUAAUUCUUGUGUAUUUUAAACAUAGUUUCUCAUCUGAACGUACUUCAUCCAUUAAAUAAUGAUGUUCGCCAUAUAUGUGCGCGGCAUUGGUGGAUUUUGUGCAUCCAGUAGUGACCUCUGUUUUUAUUUCGAUUGCUCAACCAGAAUAAAUAAAAGAUCAUCCACUCCACUGAAGCACACGUUCUUCGGCCAUCCUGCAAACUGACAAUGAAUGGAGACAAAAGGGACAGGUCUCUACCCCGUCUCUGACAGGCCCCUCGCUAGUCCCAAAUGGUAGGGAGAACAAGUGGAGGGGACAGUGACUCUACUCUGUCUGUACCCUUAUAUAAUUUUUAAAAGGUUCUGAUACCGUGAAUUUAGACCUACCCUUUUUUAUUCACCUUGAAUUUGACAGACUUUUCAAGAACAACAUUAUCAUACUUUUUAAAGGAAAUUUAAACAGAUCUCUUGUUAUAUUUCCUUCAGACUUGUGCCAUUUAUUUGAAGUCAAACUUUGGACUACAGAUGACCAGAUGUUUUGUUUUAUGUGAUAAAAAAAAGUCAAAUGCCAAAAUACAAAAAAAAAUUC